Molecule: messenger RNA, 927 nt
Organism: Boeremia exigua
Lineage: Eukaryota; Fungi; Ascomycota; Dothideomycetes; Pleosporales; Didymellaceae
Exons: 2
Coding region: 1-927 (308 amino acids)
Source: RefSeq, a predicted model, not a curated record
AUGUAUCCCUGGAAAGACGCCGUCGCAACGUGGGCGGGUGCAACACAGCUUCGCAUCGACGCGCUUGGCAUCGUCACGAUGCUAGGGGCUGAAGAAAUCAAUGCAAGUGUCGGCCGCCUACUGCCCAGCCGCUACGUCGAGUUCCUCCCUUAUCUCGGCGCAUUCAUACUAGCAGGCGACCGCUUUCGGACCAAGCCGCCCGGCUUCACAGUCUACGAAAUGAGUGGGGGUGUCAAAUCUACCGAGCUCUCUGGCUGGUUCGCUCGAUGGCUCAAAGCACAAGACUUCCAUCAAGUUCAUCAUCGGGUGGACUGGGAAGUCCUCGACGCUUCUGCUCAACGUGCCAUCGGACAGAAACUGAGACGCUCUAAGGUCAUGUCUCUCUGCAUUGGUUUCAUUUUCAACGGUAUUCUCGUUGCAGCAUCUAUCCUCGCAGGAGACUGGUGGGGGUUCGCCAAUGUUUUAUCCAUGGUUUUUUCGGUCGCGGUGAGAGUGUUUCUCCUGCACCAGAACCGCUGCAGCAUCGACAAUGCAGUCAUAGAUGUGACAAGAACCAGUGGUAAUCCUCGCAAGAUCCAGGAUGAAAGUUCACCGGAAUCUUCAAAUGGCUCGAAACCUGGUCUCAACGUGAGUGGGACUAUCAGUCCGGCUACGCAACGUUGCGAUUCUCUCCAAAACAAUACAAAAUCGUCCUCUGAACUGGCGAGAGCUAUCAUCGUCUUGGAUGACUCCAAAUGCGUCUACAUGGAAGCACCAAAGCGCUUGAUGGCAACGGUCUUCGCUAAGCCCCUGGAGGUUCCGAAUACGUGGGCGUAUCGGGCUGUGCGCUACAUCGGAUGGAUUGCUUUUGCGGUGCAAGUCAUCUCACUCGUCGUCAAGCUUAAUGCGGUGCUAUCCCAAGGCGGCCCCAACAACGGCAAGCUUUGA